UGGAUGUCAUAUUACAUUGGAUUCUUUAAAGAAAGGAACAAGCUUUAGUUCCAGACUUCAAGGACAUUUGAUUGGCUCUUCUUUUUUGUCUUUCUCUGAAUAAUGUGUUCUGGUAGCUUUGCCAAAUGCCUUGGCAUCACUCUCAUUCCUCUUGCUAUUCUUUGCACCCUUGCAAACAUUUUACUGUUUUUUCCAGGAGGGAAAACAGUAGAUAAGAAUGAGAACAUCACAGAAGAGGUGUGGUACUUCGGAGGGUUAAUGGGGUCUGGAGUUCUAAUGAUAUUCCCUGCCUUGGUUUUUCUGGGUCUGAAAAACAAUGACUGCUGUGGAUGCUGCGGGAAUGAGAGCUGUGGGAAACGCUUUGCGAUGUUCACCUCUAUUAUAUUCGCUGCAGUGGGACUGGCAGGGGCAGGAUACUCUUUCAUAGUGUCUGCUGUUGCCAUUGAUAGAGGUCCAAAAUGUUCAACUGCUGAAGGAUAUAGGUAUCCAUUUGAUAAUGGGGAUUAUCUGUCAAACAGCACACUAUGGACUGUAUGUAAAGGGCCUGGAGACAUUGUUACUUGGCACCUGACCCUCUUUUCCAUGCUGUUGAUAAUGGGCGCUGUCCAGGCGGUGCUGUGUGCAGUCCAGGUCAUUAACGGACUCAUCGGCGCAAUAUGUGGUGACUGUUGUGGCUGCUGUGGGGGCAAUGGACCUGUCUAACUGCACUGAAUAAAAAGAAGAAAGCGUGACACAUUUCUCAUUGAAAACGAGUUUACAAGUGUUACAUUUUAUUUUCCUAUUUCAGAAAUGUAAUAUUGUUUCAGGGCAUUGUUUAUUAUACUUUGUUGGAGGAUGUUUGUCUUAUGAUAACAGAUGCACAAAACGGAUGCCAUUUUUAUAUAUCUAUAUCUAUAUCUAUCUAUC
This is a messenger RNA of Acipenser ruthenus (sterlet), 906 nucleotides long. RefSeq names its product transmembrane 4 L6 family member 4-like. The transcript is spliced from 5 exons. Bases 103 to 702 code for a protein of 199 amino acids. Gene Ontology annotation, cellular component: membrane. NCBI's taxonomy places the organism in Eukaryota, Metazoa, Chordata, Actinopteri, Acipenseriformes, Acipenseridae. The record is from RefSeq and is a predicted model, not a curated record.